AUGCUCUUCACCAAGCUUUCGUGUGCGGUAGCGCUCUCCGCCAUUGUCUAUGCUUCGCCUUCCCCUGCAGGGAACAACAACAACAAUGAUGCAACAGGAACGACUUUGUCUCCCAAUGCUAUUCAAAGCGGAUCUUUCAAUGAUGGGAGUAACGAGAUCGGAUCCGCUGAGGUUGGGCAAGCCAAGUCUUUGACAUCGCAAAAUAACUUCAUCAACAACUGUGCCGGUAAAACUUUGACAAACGGUCUCCAAAUCACCACUGGGUCAUGUAAUGGUAUCCCAAUGGGUGACAUUCCAGCCAAGACAGCAAUGGUUUCCUCAGUUAUCAUCAACCCACAGACAGGUGGCAAGGCGAUUCAAUCUGACACUACAUUCAAUAUCACUGUACAAAUGUCCAAUCUUGUCGCUGGUUCCUUUACUAAUGCAGACGCGACGUACUAUUCUGCACCCCAAGCCUUGCAAAACGGACAGGUUGUUGGACACACCCACGUUACUGUCCAAGACAUGGGCAACAGCUUGAACCCCACUACUGCUCUCGAUCCUACGCAAUUCGCCUUCUUCAAAGGUAUCAAUGAUGCUGGUAAUGGAAAGGGCCUCCUCACCGCCACCGUGACUGGUGGUCUCCCAGCUGGAAACUACCGUGUGUGUACCAUGGCAUCUGCAUCCAAUCACCAGCCUGUCCUCAUGCCUGUUGCCCAACGUGGAACAGCUGAUGAUUGUACUAAGUUCGUUGUCAGCGGCAAUGGCAACACCGCCAACGCCGCCUCAAACAACGGUUCAGGCGGACAAGCAGCGGCUGCCGAGGCUGCGUCAGCAGUUGCGGCAGGCCCUGAUGUUGCCGAGAGCACGAGCGCUGCAUCCGCUGCUUCAAGCACCAGUUCGGCCGCUGAUGCUAAGUCGACAGGAAAUGCUUCUGGAGGAAACGCCGGUGGUGCAGGAGGUAAGGGUGGCAACCAAGGAGCCAAGAGCGGCCAGGGAGCAGCAGGCGGCAGGGGCGGUCAAGGAGCAAGGGGAGGUAGAGCUCGCCGGGAGUUCAUCGCAUAAGUUACAUGUUUGAAAGGGAAAGGCUAAUCAUUUGAGAUGGAUGAGGGGUGUGGUGGAACUGCUGGUGUUUUCCAAUUUUGCGUGGA
Amorphotheca resinae ATCC 22711 is the source of this 1130-nucleotide messenger RNA. RefSeq lists its product as hypothetical. The record is from RefSeq and is a predicted model, not a curated record. The transcript is spliced from 3 exons. Lineage: Eukaryota; Fungi; Ascomycota; Leotiomycetes; Helotiales; Amorphothecaceae. The coding region runs from base 1 to 1044 and encodes 347 amino acids.